AUGGAAAAUUUCCAGCAGAAGAUUGAAGCACUCUUGGCUCUUGCCCGAAAAAAACAACAAGAAGAACAAUCAAAUCAAGUAGAAGUAAGGAUAGAAGAAACUAUUCCAGAAGAAAAGUCUAGCUUAAAGGACAUUUGGCGAAAAAUGGGUUCUGCGGAUUCAAGUUCCACCCCCGAUAAUGGAGGAAAGAAUAAGAAAAGAGCAACAAGACCCAAGAGAUUAGGUUCAGGAAAAAAAUACUCAAAUAAGAAAUUAAAUCAAGCAAACAAGAUGGAUAUACCAACGUUACUUGAAAAACUUCGUUGUUCUACUAUUGACGAAGUUGAUAAAGAAAAUAUCUCACCAUUUUUGUAUAGAAAAAAAUUUGAUUCAAAGACUGACUCUCCUUGUUCAUCUAGUCCACCUUCAAGUCCACCUUCAAGUCUACCUUCAAGUCCACUUGAUCCCAUGGUUAAAACCCAUACCAUUAACUAUUUCCAUCAAUAUUCGAAUAUUAAUUCUUCUAACGAAGUUAUUAUGAAUAAAUCAAUAGAUUAUGAUAUGAUGGAUGUUAAAAACAUUAAAAGUAGAACAACCACCAUGAACAUUUCAAUUAUUACUCCUACAAAAAUCAAUCAAUAUUUUAAUGUUCCUGCUGCCGUACGAAAUACUCCUCAUAAUGUUCCUGCCGUAAGAAACAUUUAUCAUAAUCAUAAUGUAACUCCUCCAAAUAAAAAUGGUGAUAUAGCUGGUUAUUUCAGUAUUGAGAAAGGAAAAUUUAAGGAAACGAAAAUCAUCACACAUAAUUCUUUGAAUGAUGCUUCACCAGAUACUCGUCGUAUAUUGGAAGCAGCCCAGAUUCAUGGUAGUGGAAGAAUCAAUUUGUUUAGUGGUUAUGUCAUGGAAAACGUGUCGGAAAGGUAUUAUAGAUCCGAUUUUUCUCAAUCAUGCCUACUUUUACAAUUCACGGAUAAACGAUUUCAACCAGCUCAUGACUUGACUAUUGGGGUGGAAUUUGGAGCUCGAUUUGUGGAUGUUGAAGGAAAGAAAAUUAAACUUCAAAUUUGGGAUACGGCUGGGCAGGAAUCUUUUAGAAGUAUAACGAGAAGUUAUUAUCGUGGUGCCGCUGGGGCCUUACGUGAUACUUUUGAUCAUCUUCUCAUUUGGCUUGAAGAUGCUCGUCAACACUCCAAUUCCAAUACAACAAUAAUGCUUAUUGGAAAUAAGAGUGAUCUCGAUUCUAAACGUGCAGUAUCUUAUGCAGAAGGCGCAGCUUUUGCUCGACAACAUGGAUUAUUUUUCAUGGAGACAUCCGCAAAGACGGCGGAAAACGUUGAAGAUGCAAACGGAAUCAAAAGGGGCAUGCAUUUGCAACCGGGAGCAAAUACCAUACCUCUCAACGUUUCAUCAGGUGGUAAUAAUUGUUGUAAUACUGGUUAA
This is a messenger RNA of Diversispora eburnea, 1419 nucleotides long. NCBI's taxonomy places the organism in Eukaryota, Fungi, Glomeromycota, Glomeromycetes, Diversisporales, Diversisporaceae. The record is from the annotation of a GenBank genome assembly.